AAGGGUCGCCGUUCCCAAUAUUCAUUGCCCCCCCCAAAAAAAUCACCGAGGAUCGAACUUAUUGCACCAUGCAUAUUUCACGGACUUUAUUGACCGUCCUUCUCGCGGCGGGGACAACAUUUGGAGCUCCAAAUAUCCCCCUUGAAGCAAGGAAACGACAGACCACCAAUGCGCGCACCGACGCUAUCAAGGAGGCCUUCCUACACUCUUGGAAUGGGUAUACCAAGUAUGCAUUUGGGUUCGACGAGCUUUCGCCAGUUUCCAACAAGGGCACAAAUUCUCGGUACGCCGGCGCCAGCAUUUCCCAGGCGUACUUAAUAUCCGGUAGAGCUGACGGGUGAUGCAGUAAUGGAUGGGGGGCCUCUAUUGUCGAUGCGAUGAGCACAGCGAUCUUGAUGGGGCUGGACGAGGUUGUUUUGAGACAACUAGAGCACAUCAAGGCAAUAGAUUUUACCAAGACCAACACUACCGUUAGUCUUUUCGAAACCACUGUAUGCGCGCGCAAAAACCUCGAGAUCUCCUUGAGGGGCAACUACUUACCAAGACCAGAUCCGAUACCUCGGAGGUCUCCUCUCCGGCUAUGACCUUCUCACAGGCCCUCAUAAGGAUCUUUUGCCUAGUGUAAGAUUCCUCCGCACAAAACUUCAUCUCUGCCGGUUGUUAUAUUAACACAAGUAUAGAACUCGACCGGGCUGAUCAAUGCUCUCAUCGACCAGGCAGUUAUCCUGGCGGACACUCUCGCCUUUGGCUUUGAUACAGCCUCCGGCGUGCCCGGCAAUAAUCUCAAUUUCACGAGUAAGUUGUUCACCGACACCACCAACGGUAUCGCGACAACGGGUACCCUCGUUCUCGAGUGGACACGCCUGGCAGAUAUCACCGGCAAUCGAAAGUACGCCGAGCUUUCCCAGAAAGCCGAGUCCUACCUUCUGAGGCCGACCCCACCUCUAGGCGAACCAUUUCCGGGAUUGCUCGGGACGGAUGUAGAUAUUGGAACCGGGGAAUUCAUCAACUCUCGCGGGGGGUGGGGUGGCGGCACCGACUCUUUUUACGAGUACCUCCUCAAAAUGUGGGUUUACGAUAAAGGGAAAUACGAAUUGUAUAAGGAAAGGUAUGGCAGGAUUAAACCCUCCCUCCCCGCUAAACAGCCCAAUCUCCUCAAUAAUUAUACAAAUCUUUGAAACGGCCAUUCCCUGACCACCCGCCACCACAGAUGGAUCGCAGCAGCAGACUCCACAAUAAAAUAUCUAACCAGUCACCCGCAAUCCCGCCAAGACAUCACCUUCGUCGCAGAGUACGAAAACGCACAAAACCUAUCCCUAAACCAGGGCCACCUAACCUGCUUCAUCGGCGGGAACUUCAUCCUAGGCGGCCAAGUCCUCUCGAGGAAGGAGUACACGGACUACGGCCUUGCCCUAACCUCCGGCUGCCAUCACACCUACAACAGCACGCCCUCGUCCAUCGGCCCAGAGCGCUGGUCCUGGGACCCGCGAAAAGUGCCGGCCGCGCAGACCGACUUUUUCGCCCGCAACGGCUUCUACACCACCGCUGCUUACUAUGACCUCCGGCCCGAGGUCAUAGAGUCCUACUACCACGCCUUCAUCGCCACCGGUGACGAGAAGUAUAGGAAAUGGGCAUGGGAUGCCUUCCUGGCUAUCAAUGCCACGGCCAGGACGGCCUCGGGCUUCACUGCCGUGUCCGACGUCGGCCAGGGGAAUGGCGGGGCAAAGUAUGACAACCAGGAGAGCUUCUGGUUCGCAGAGGUGCUCAAGUACCUGUACCUGAUUUUCGAAGAGGGCGGAAAAGUCGGCUUUGUCAAGGGUGCGGAGCAGAAGUGGGUAUUCAACACGGAGGCGCAUCCGUUCAAGGUACGCAAUUGAGAUCGACCCCGCCGUAAAACGCCGACCGGUAGGAGGGAAUUGGAAAGGGGUCGUACUUUUUUUUGUUUUUUUUUUGUUCGUUUUUUGCCCGUUCCAUUUGAAAUUCUUGAUUCUAUCUAUCCCUUUCUAGGCAAAGAAAAUAGACUUAGAAAAGAAAGGAAAGAAAGAAAGCAACUAUGUACCAUACACCAUCAUUUCUCAUAACACGUACCGUACAUUACAUGGACUAGAACCCCUCCCUCCUAUCCUCCUCCCUCACUCUUCCUACUUCUACCCUCACCCCACCCCAUAAAUUCCAAUACCAGCACUCUAACACCCCACCCCCAGGUCCUCUCCCUUCCCACAACCUCCCCAUCACCUUCAGCCCCGAGCAUUGGAAUCACCCCCGCGCCGACAAGCCCCAGCAGCCCAAACGCUGCCCCUUCAUUCUCGUCCAGCGCACUGACCAGCCACAAGCUAGCGUUCCUUGUGGCGUUCUGGGGAUUGGCCGUGGCGUUGUACUUGUAGGAAUGUCCCGGAAUUGGGCUCUGUGGAAUUUUUGGGGUACGCUGCUGUAUCCGUCUACUUGUAUAAAGCAGGGGUUUGAAUGAUCGACCGAUCUGCGUACAAGUACAUAGGGGAUUCUAUGGUGCGGUACCGGUACUCGGUGUCUUAGGGUACUGCCCCCAUAUUUACUUGUAUUACCGGUAUGUUGCUUGUACUCGAGUACUUGUAGAGAUCAUACCCCCCCCCCCUUUCGGCGUUUUCUUUUUUGUUCGUUUUUUUGUUUGUUUUUGUUUUUGGAGGUUUAUAUUAGAAGGGGAAGGAGGGAGGUGGUGGUGGUACUCGUACUAUACAAGUAGUGGUAAUGAUGAAUGAAUGAAUACGGCACACGUGCGACAC
Tuber aestivum (summer truffle) is the source of this 2759-nucleotide messenger RNA. NCBI's taxonomy places the organism in Eukaryota, Fungi, Ascomycota, Pezizomycetes, Pezizales, Tuberaceae. The record is from the annotation of a GenBank genome assembly.